Messenger RNA from Hyaloperonospora brassicae, 2172 nucleotides. The record is from the annotation of a GenBank genome assembly. NCBI's taxonomy places the organism in Eukaryota, Oomycota, Peronosporomycetes, Peronosporales, Peronosporaceae.
AUGACGCGCUCGUGGCUGCUGUCGCUCGUACCAGCGCUGUGGUCCGUUCGUUCCGUCGUGUCCACGAAAGCAGUCGACGACCCGUCUUCGCGCUUCCGCCGGUUCGCAGACGCGCGCUACGUCCGUCAGGAUCGCGCUGACCCCGAGCGCGUUGUCCCACUGAUCAUUGGCGUCUUCCCCGGGGACUUUGACGCGCUCGAACGAGCGCUCUACGGCGUCUCCGAUCCAACACAUCCACAGUACGGCCAGUACCUCACCCAAGAGCAGGCAGACCUUCUCUCGCGUCCAACCGAUGGGGCUCUCGAUGCAGUGCGCGACUGGGUAUCAGCUUUUUCGCACGGGGAGAACGGAGGCACGUUUCUGCCCACGUCGAACCUGUACAAGGUCCCGAUGAAGGUAAAGCACGUGGAACGGCUACUGAGCACAGAGCUUUACCACUACGAAGCGAAGAGGUCCGAGACGCCAUUGCCGUUGAGGCAACGGCGAUUGAUGCGAGCAACGAGUGCGGUGUCUGUACCAGCACAUCUGGAGGGCGUUGUGUCGUUUUUGAGCGUCAAUACGCACCCACUGGGCUUGCGAGCGCUUGCAGCAGCUUCGUCUCAUGUCGAUGAGGCGGACGGUCGUGAAGAAAGCACGUUGGAAAUGGUUCGGCGCACGUAUGGCAUUCCGGAUGACCUCGUGGCAACGAACCCAAACAAUACGCAGUGCGUGCCGUCGUUUUACAACGAGUCGUACGAUUUGGCGGACUUGGGUAUCUUUUUCAAUCAGUACUUGCCCGGAGAAGACGUUCCUCGUAUCAUUGAGAAAGGAAACCGUGCGAACCAGCCUAAACGAGCAAGCUCGGAGACAUCGCUGGACGUGCAAUACAUCACAGGCGUCUGCCGUAACGCCACGACGUAUGUGUGGAGCAUGGAAGGCAGUAACCCGUACUCGUCGGAAGACGAACCGUUCGUCGAGUUUGCUCAAGAAGUGCUGGCGCUCGACAACCCGCCUCUCGUUAUCCCGAUCAGUUAUUCCGAUGACGAAGAGCACAUCUUUGACGUCUCGCCAGGUUACGCGCGCACGUUGGACAUUCUUCUGAUCAAGAUGGGUUUGCGUGGGAUUACGGUGCUUAUCGCCAGUGGCGACGACGGAGUGACGGGGCUGCGCCCUGAAUUCGAGAAGAUACCAAUCGAAGACAUGUGCGGGCAAAGUGGGCCACAAUGGCCGUCGUCGAGCCCGUACGUCACUACCGUCGGUGCCACAAUGCUCUUGACGGGGGCAAAUGAAGCGCUCACGCCGUUUUAUCGUACAAAGGAGGAAGUGAUUUGCAGUGCCGAGAACCGCGGCAUCAUCACAUCCGGUGGCGGGUUCUCUAGCAUCUAUCCAAUGCCAGACUACCAGCGCACAGCGGUCGAAAGGUACUUGACGACUCGAGACAUUCCAGCUUCGCCAGGGUUCUUCAACGCUAGUGGACGGGCCUAUCCAGAUGUGUCAGCAUUGGGCGCAGGAUUCCAUGUGUACAUGAAGGGCCACCUCACGUCGGUAUCUGGAACGUCAGCAUCAACACCUGUCAUUGGCGCGAUGGUCACGCUAUGGAACGACGCGCGGCUGAAUGCUGGUAAAAGCCCGCUAGGAUUCAUCAAUCCUCUUCUCUACUACCUCGCCGAACACCGUGUCGAUGCAUUUCACGACGUGGUGGUAGGAAACAACGGAGCUGCACGUGGACAAACUGAUCCGUGCGACGACUCAUUUAGCGCUGCUGCUGGAUGGGAUGCAGUUUCGGGAAUUGGUACGCCCAAUUUCUCCGUCAUCUUGGAGUUCAUUGCGCAACUCGAAGACCACUUCAACAUCUCACAACUAAGCAGCUCGAAUGAUACCGCUGGACCUGAUGCGAGCAACAACUCGAUGGCCCCGACGACAGACGUGGGUGGCAGGAGUACGUUCAUGACGGUGCUGCUGGUUGCAGUUGUGGUCGCAAACGUGGCCAUCAGCAUCGCCGUCGUCUUUGCCCUGGCAAAACGGUGGAGGAACCAGUACACCCCUCUCGCCGGCGUUGCCGUGUCGAACAACACCCCCACCGUUUCUGCGUCAACCACUUCCUCCGCAGAGACUGGCAGCACACAAAGGAGUUUGGAAGCUGAUGGUAGUGACGACGACGUCGAGCUGAGUGAGAUCAAUCUGAAUUCGUGA